Colletotrichum higginsianum IMI 349063 is the source of this 543-nucleotide messenger RNA. RefSeq lists its product as uncharacterized. Bases 1 to 543 code for a protein of 180 amino acids. The record is from RefSeq and is a predicted model, not a curated record. NCBI's taxonomy places the organism in Eukaryota, Fungi, Ascomycota, Sordariomycetes, Glomerellales, Glomerellaceae. The transcript has a single exon.
AUGUGUAGCAAUAUUGACUGUCGAGAACGUAUCAAAGAAUGGCUGUUGGCUCUGCCAAGCGACACACUCGACCUUGCAAUACCAACCGACGGCCUUGCUCUUCUGGCCGCCCUCAAAACAUCAAAGAAGCGAUCCCUUGAGGAGGCCCUCACCCCUCCGCCUUCCCUUCACGAGCCGUGCACCGCUCCUCCCUCCGUCUUCCGAAUGGCCGAUCCAACCGAGACGACAACUCCCAAGAAGCGUCGCCUCGUCGACUUGGACGCCACCCCCCGCGGCCCUGCCGACAUGCUCGCACCGGCCGACUCGGCAUCACAGACCGGCAGCAUCGCCACCACGUCCACAAGGACAUCCGCCUCCCGCAAAUCCUCCCCUACCAAGCAGCUCAUGUCGCUCGAGCUGGCCAACGACCCGCUUCACUUCGCCUCGCUCGACAUCUUGGAAAUCGACCCGUCCGCCGCUCCCGGCCUGAGGGACGUGUACCUCGACAUCACCGCUUUCGCAUCAGGGAUCAAUGUCAUCCCCAAGGACCACCGUGUAACAUAA